CAUCUAUAUAUAGUUGUGUAAAAGGACCCGAAGGUAGAAAGUCGGAACUUCUAAGAUAAUUAAGUACACCAAGGUUAGGAGAGACAAAGAUACGACUGAAGGGUGUGAGACAAGUGUAUUGGUCUAGUGCUGGAGAUGAACUGACAACUGACAUGGAGCAAAACGGCUAAGACAAGGCUACACACUGUACAGUGUACACAGCAAGAGCAAGUCUGAGCAAGAUGAUGCAAGAACUGCUCCUAGCCCUUUUGGGAUGUGACGGUCCAAUAUUUAUUUCAAGCAAAUCACAUUACCAGAUCCAAAAUGGAGUGUUUUCUAAUUGGGAGGAGCCUCUGCUAUCCCGAGUCUUGGAGUUGGCAUCUCAUUAUUCAGAACUGCUCAGUUUCUGUAACAGGUGCAGUCAAGGAAAGGGACGUUACGAAACUGCCCUUGCUGCUGCCAUCUCUGAUGCUGUUCAACCCUACAAACGUGCCGUUGUGGAGCUGGAGCGGUCUGUCCUGAAAGACGAAUCUCUGUCAGUGACGCACGUCAUGACGAUGCUGCAGCCACACGCUCCAUUGCUGUCAUUCCUCGCAGGCCUCGUCAGGGAUGUGGAGGAGGGAGAUGUUCAUGGGUGCAAGAUCCUAGAAAUUGUUCAUCAAGAGUGUCGCAGUGCGGUGCACGACACUGCGCUUAUGAACAGGAUAGAGCAGAGUGUACACGGCGUGCUGUACGACCAGCUGACUCACUGGCUGCUCUACGGUGCCUUGCUGGAUCCUUACAAGGAGUUCUUCCUACAACCAAAA
This is a messenger RNA of Hyalella azteca, 785 nucleotides long. It is a transcript of the gene Grip75, whose product is annotated as gamma-tubulin complex component 4. NCBI's taxonomy places the organism in Eukaryota, Metazoa, Arthropoda, Malacostraca, Amphipoda, Hyalellidae. Gene Ontology annotation, molecular function: gamma-tubulin binding; microtubule minus-end binding. The record is from RefSeq and is a predicted model, not a curated record. Gene Ontology annotation, cellular component: equatorial microtubule organizing center; gamma-tubulin complex; spindle pole. Gene Ontology annotation, biological process: mitotic cell cycle; microtubule nucleation; cytoplasmic microtubule organization.